AUGAUCGGCCUCAAGGGACGUCUCAACGUCAUUGACAACUCUGGCGCCCUCAUUGCCGAGUGCAUUAACGUGCUCAAGGUUAAGAGCAAGAAGAAGUCGACCGGUUUCGGCACUGUUGGUGACGAGAUUGUCUGCGUUAUCAACCGCGCUCGUCCCAUUACCCAGACCAGCAACCCCGGUGGCGCAUCCAACGUGCAGAAGGUCCGCCGCGGUGACGUCCGUCGUGCCGUCAUUGUCCGCACCAAGCAGCCCAUUAUGCGCGCCGAUGGCCGUGUUGUUCGGGGAGUACAUGUCCGCCCCAUGACCUAUGCCAACGGCAAAGUCUGGCACGAAACGUUAUCGGUCGAGAUUGAGGACGGGAGAGAGACUGCUGUGUCGGUCGCACACAUGAGCACAGCAGACACUGUCUUGCGUUGUUUUUCUCUGUCCGCCCUAUGGGAUGCCCGCCGCCAGAACCCUCCUGCUCCCUCACCGUCCCUCUCCCCUUUACAAGUCUCCCUCCCACUAACACCCACCAGCUUUGACGACAACGCCUGUGUCCUGCUCAACAACAAGGGCGAGAUGAUGGGCACCCGUGUCAGCGGUGUGGUCUCGGCCGCGCUCCGUGACUCUGUCGGCGGUACCGACGCCAACGGCCGCUGGAGCAAGAUCCUGUCUCUUGCGCCCAAGGUGGUGUAG
Molecule: messenger RNA, 678 nt
Organism: Apiotrichum porosum
Lineage: Eukaryota; Fungi; Basidiomycota; Tremellomycetes; Trichosporonales; Trichosporonaceae
Exons: 5
Coding region: 1-678 (225 amino acids)
Biological process (GO): translation
Cellular component (GO): ribosome; mitochondrial large ribosomal subunit
Molecular function (GO): structural constituent of ribosome; large ribosomal subunit rRNA binding
Source: RefSeq, a predicted model, not a curated record